GCGGCCCCGGCGCUGUCCGGAGCGAAGGACAAGACGGUGGCCGAGAGGCGCGCGGCGGCGGACGGUGGCCGGCAUGGAGCACCUGGAACGCUGCGCUUGGUUCCUGCGGGGCACGCUGGUACGGGCGGCCGUGAGGCGCUACCUGCCCUGGGCGCUCGUGGCUUCCAUGGUGGCGGGCUCCUUCGUGAAGGAGUUCUCCCCGCUGCCCGAGAGCUACCUCAGCAACAAGCGCAACGUCCUGAACGUGUACUUUGUCAAAUUGGCCUGGGCCUGGACGUUCUGCCUCCUUUUGCCUUUCAUUGCCCUCACCAACUACCUCCUGACGGGCAAGGCCAGCCUGGUCGUGCGGCGGCUGAGCACACUGCUGGUGGGUACGGCCAUCUGGUACGUCUGCACGGCCCUCUUCUCUAGCAUCGAGCAUUACACUGGCAGCUGCUACCAGUCCCCAGCCCUGGACGGGCUCCGGAAGGGGCUCCAGAGCAAGCCGCAGUGCCAGCAGGAGGGAGGCUUCUGGCACGGCUUCGACAUCUCCGGCCACUCCUUCCUGCUGGCCUUCUGUGCCCUCAUGAUCGUGGAAGAGAUGGCCGUGUUGCACGCGGUAAGGACAGAGCGGACCCACUUCCUGCACAUGGCUGUCACCGCCUUGGUGGUGGCCCUGGGCCUCCUGACCUGCGUGUGGCUGUGGAUGUUCCUAUGCACGGCAGUGUACUUCCACGACUUCUCCCAGAAGGUGUUCGGCACCAUGUUUGGCUUGCUGGGCUGGUAUGGGACGUACAGGUUUUGGUACCAGAAGCCCUUUUCACCAGGACUCCCGCCCCAGAGCUCUAGCUUGAACGUGAAGCAAGACGGUUACAAGAAAUGAGAUGGGAGCGGGCGAGGGGGGCGGCAGGGA
Molecule: messenger RNA, 892 nt
Organism: Ochotona princeps (American pika)
Lineage: Eukaryota; Metazoa; Chordata; Mammalia; Lagomorpha; Ochotonidae
Gene: FITM2
Product: fat storage inducing transmembrane protein 2
Exons: 2
Coding region: 74-862 (262 amino acids)
Biological process (GO): phospholipid biosynthetic process; lipid storage; lipid droplet organization
Cellular component (GO): endoplasmic reticulum membrane
Source: RefSeq, a predicted model, not a curated record